Molecule: messenger RNA, 201 nt
Organism: Lathyrus sativus (Indian pea)
Lineage: Eukaryota; Viridiplantae; Streptophyta; Magnoliopsida; Fabales; Fabaceae
Source: the annotation of a GenBank genome assembly
AUGUCAGACUACAAAUGGGAAUUAGGAACCUAUUUUUCCAAAAAGAAUGAUUUUAAGGAGGCAAUUACUUCUUAUGAAGUCCAGUCAGGAAGGGAUUUGAGAUUCUCUAAAAAUGAUAAACAAAGGGUAAGAGUGAUAUGUAAAGAAGGGUGUGAUUAUAAUGCAUAUUGUGGCAAGUUACCAUAUGAAGAUUCUUGGUAA